AUGAUCGACCUGGGUCGAUACGUCGCCGCGGCCUGUGGGCUUCUAGCCACUUACGUGGCCUACUGGAUUGUCUCGCGUUUCCUUACCAACCGCCGUCAUGCUAGAAGGGCCCAACAACUGGGCUGCCAGGAGCCAUGGGACCGACCGUACCGCCUCCCGUUAGCUUACGACCUCAUCCAGGAGAUUCAGAAAGCCGACGCCGAAAAUGUUGUCCCUGAUUACUUCAUGGAAAUGUAUGAUAUGGUUGGCAAGCGCGCCACCUGGCGCCAGAAUUUCUUAGGAGUAAGAAACAUCAUCACAACUGACCCCAAGAACAUUCAAGCCGUCCUGGCUACACAAUUCACUGAUUUCUCAAUCGGCUCAACGAGAAGAAAUAAUUUUUACCCUAUGUUUGGCAAUGGCGUCUUCACAGUCGAUGGCAAAUCAUGGGAACAUGCACGCGGAAUGCUUCGCCCACAAUUCGCCCGCCAGCAGGUUUCUGAUCUUCAGCUCGAAGAAAUCCACGUCUCAGACAUGUUCAAACAGCUGCCGGCAGGCGCGGACGGAUGGACUGAGUUCACUGAUCUCGUCCCCCUGUUCUUCCGCUUGACACUCGACUCGGCCACCGAGUUUCUAUUCGGCCAGAGUGUGGCUUCGCAGAAUGCGGCUGGCAAGUACGGAGAGAAGCGAGUCGUUGAGAAGGGAGGCCUCGACUGGGCAUCCUUUGCUAAGUGCUUUGAUGCCGGCACAAUGACCAUCACGCACAGAAGUCGGCUGGGCGAGCUCUAUUGGCUCCAUAAUCCGGCAGACUUCAAAGUCAACUGUCGAGAAGUGCACAAAUUUGCCGACUAUUAUGUCAAUUUGGCGCUGACCGAUCCUGCCUCCCUCGGAGGCCACAAUUCGGAAUUGGGAGACAAGGAGAGGUACAUUUUCCUGAAGGAGCUCGUUCAACAGACACGCGACCCCAUUGAGUUGAGGAGCCAACUUCUCAACAUCCUGCUCGCAGGCCGUGACACCACUGCUGGUCUCCUUGGAUGGGUCUUCUAUAGUCUCGUCCGACAUCCUCACGUCUUCAAAAAGCUCCGCAAAAUCCUGCUCGACGAAUUCGGCACUUAUCAGAACCCCAAGAACCUCAGCUUCGAAAAUCUCAAAGCAUGCACGUACCUCCAACACAUCCUCUCCGAGACACUGAGAUUAUACCCUACUGUCCCGAUCAAUUCACGACGCGCUGUUCGUGACACCACCAUCCCUCGCGGCGGGGGACCAGACGGUACAGCACCCCUCUACAUUAAAGAAGGUCAAGAAGUCAACUACGUUGUCCAUAUAAUGCAUCAUCGUAAAGAUAUCUGGGGUCCCGACGCCGACGAAUUCAACCCUGAACGCUGGGUCGGUCGGAAAGUUGGUUGGGAAUUCCUGCCCUUCAACGGUGGACCUCGGAUCUGUCUGGGCCAGCAGUUCGCUCUGACUGAGGCUGGAUAUGUGAUUACGCGCAUAAUGCAGAAGUUUGAUGCCAUUGAAACAAACGAAACCGAUCCGAUCGUCAGACAUCAGUUCAGCCUCACGACCUCACCAUACCGUCUCCCUCUGCGCCUUCACGAGGCUAAGGAGUAG
Exophiala mesophila is the source of this 1590-nucleotide messenger RNA. RefSeq lists its product as uncharacterized. The transcript is spliced from 2 exons. Lineage: Eukaryota; Fungi; Ascomycota; Eurotiomycetes; Chaetothyriales; Herpotrichiellaceae. Gene Ontology annotation, molecular function: iron ion binding; oxidoreductase activity, acting on paired donors, with incorporation or reduction of molecular oxygen, reduced flavin or flavoprotein as one donor, and incorporation of one atom of oxygen; heme binding. The record is from RefSeq and is a predicted model, not a curated record. The coding region runs from base 1 to 1590 and encodes 529 amino acids.